AUGGACUUCCUGGGCCUGCAUACCUUUCUCCAGGAGCUUCCUUCCCACCAGGAGGCCCGUAGACGUCCCGAGCCCACCAGCGUCGUUCCGCAGCUCACUCCCAAUGAGGAUCUUGAAAGACUUCUCCGGCGCCACCGUCCUGCCAUCUCGACGAUCGAGUUUGGCAUGAACUACGGCGCAGAGUGGGCGACGCAGCACUUCGCAGCCAAGCUUGCAGAGCUCUGGAGGAAGGCGGAAAUGUUCGGACAUAUCUUUGCAAAUACUCCUGACACCGUCCGAGACGGACAGCUGCCCGUUCGCAUCAGACAAUACCUCAAUCGCGUCUCGCACAGCAUCCUGAUGCCCCGUCUGCUCGCGAGCCCUACCACCAGGUGGGCCCUGGUUUCCAAAGCGGUCAACGAGUGGCUGCUUGAUUGGGUUCUGAACGAGACUGUGGUACAGGGAUUUGACCUCGCUUUGGAUGCCGAGUAUCAACUGCUGAAGCACCAUCUUCUUCGUGACCUUGAGCCCUUUGUACGAAAGGUCGUGCUCAACGCCAUGGUGAAAAUCGUCUGCGAGAUUCUGUGCAAGCCCGGAUUCAAAGAAUUUUACCUGGAAAAGCACCGAUGGUACGUGGAAAAGCUGUGGCGGUACGUUGGACGUCUUGUCCCAGACAUACCCAACUACCAGACCGAGGGCCGCACCAGGAUCGCGCAAAUAAUCGCAAAGGCGCAGGCUCUCUCAGUCGACAUGCUUCUGACUCCUCUGGAAUAUGUGCAUUAUUUCCCGGAAAGCGAUGAUGUCUUUGACCCGAUUGAGAUGGUCAACAUGGACCCAACCAACGACAGAUCUCCGGGCGAGCUCCGGCGCUUGUGGUUCAGAAUCAAACUAGCCUACACGCCCGUCACCUACAUUCGUGCAAACUUUGAAGAAUCAUCGAAUACCGAGCUUGUCUUCCGGAGUGAGGUGCUGCUGAUGCCCGAGAACACUUUCGUGGCACUACCAAAACGUCAUCAGAAUACGAACUCGGCGGUGUCCGCCAAUUCCCGGCCUGUUAAGCGGCCAGAAUUCCACGACUACUUUGUUACCCUCCUGCCGUCCUCGUCCCUACAUCCAGACCCCAGAGGACUAUCUAGUUCCUAUCAUAAGUUUCCUCGCUCCGCGUCUGUACCUCAUACCGGUGCGAUAUCACAUCCACCGACCUCCUUCCAGGCGCUGGUUGACCGCGAGACCACCGUCGUCCGCAUACCGCUGCGCAGAGCGAAACACCACUUCGGUGCUGCCACAUCCCGUGGGACUCGUGUCUCGAAUGAGGAUACACACCAGGCUGGCGUCCUUGAUAUUCCUGCCUUUGCAAAGCGACCCCCUGCGUCUGUGACUAUCAAGCGCACCACUGCGCCUCUGGAGAACCGGGGUGCAGAUAGCGCCAGCGGUGACCCGCAAGUCUUCUACUUUGGUGUGUUUGACGGGCAUGGAGGGAGCGAAUGCAGCACAUUUUUGAAAGACACGUUGCAUGAAUAUAUACAGGACACGGCAGCCGAAUCGGAAUUCCAGUCGAGCCUGAGCAAAGACCGAGAGGGCCACUUUUCCAAGAAUGAGUCGGAGAUCUGUCGGGGCGAUCUGCCUAUCAUACAACGGGGCAAUCAUAAGAGAAUGGCGGAAAUGGAGAAAACCCUAGUUCAGAAUUGGAGAAGGCUGGUCGGAGGUUACUUCAAGCGAUUUGUGCCGGCCCAUUUUUCCUAUCGUGGGAACAGUGCUCAAGGAAACGGGAGCGCAACAGGCAACGGGGACGAUCAUACCGGAGGCGUCACGAUUGAAGAGAUUCUAGAGUAUGCGUUUCUGCGUGCGGACCUUGACUUCGUUUCAGCGCAAGCCGCCAAGGAAGACGAUGAACUAGCCACGGCUCAUAAGCCGCAGUACCAAGAUGACAUUCUGUACGGGCCAAAGCAUACACAGCAGAUGAAGCUUGGCGGUUACCGACGAUUUAAGGGAGGCAGCACGGCCAGUGUUGCCCUCAUCUCGACUCCGUCUCCCACUCCGUUCUGGCACCCAUCGGCGCCGUCGAGUCUCCUGGUCUCACAUGUGGGUGACACGCGGAUUCUGCUAUGUUCUACUGCAACAGGAGCGGCAAUCCCACUGACGUCCAACCAUCAUCCUUCGUCCCCGAUCGAAGCCAAUCGGUUGAGGCGAUAUGCCGCCACAUUUGUAACCGAUUCCUUUGGCGAGGAGCGCAUGAGUGGUUUGGCGAAUACGCGUGCCUUUGGCGACGUCCAAUCGAAACGCAUCGGCGUAUCUGCAGAACCAGAAAUCCGGCGUAUCGAGAUGGGUCCAGCAGAGUACUCGUUCUUAGUCCUCAUGACUGACGGAAUUAGUGGAACGCUCACCGACCAAGAAGUUGUCGACAUAAUCAAGGAGGCAAAGACGCCGGAUGAAGGGGCUCGGAACGUGGUCAACUUCGCAACGGAAGUGACAAAGGAAGGGGAUAAUGCAACAUGCCUCGUCGUUCGUUUGGGCGGUUGGGAGCGCCGACUGGAAGGAGGACUUGGGAGUCUGGGGACCAAAGAAUCCCGAGAAUGGCGUCGACAAGAAGCAACUGAUCCGCGCAGUUCCAGGCGAUGA
This is a messenger RNA of Aspergillus fumigatus Af293, 2598 nucleotides long. It is a transcript of the gene ptcA, whose product is annotated as type 2C protein phosphatase PTC6. Gene Ontology annotation, biological process: protein dephosphorylation. Bases 1 to 2598 code for a protein of 865 amino acids. Gene Ontology annotation, molecular function: protein serine/threonine phosphatase activity; cation binding. Lineage: Eukaryota; Fungi; Ascomycota; Eurotiomycetes; Eurotiales; Aspergillaceae. The record is from RefSeq and is a predicted model, not a curated record. The transcript is spliced from 3 exons.